Molecule: messenger RNA, 6982 nt
Organism: Panthera uncia (snow leopard)
Lineage: Eukaryota; Metazoa; Chordata; Mammalia; Carnivora; Felidae
Gene: SDC3
Product: syndecan 3
Exons: 4
Coding region: 1826-3118 (430 amino acids)
Biological process (GO): cell migration
Cellular component (GO): membrane; cell surface
Source: RefSeq, a predicted model, not a curated record
UUGCCCCGGCUGGCCUGGGGAGGGCUGCAGAGCAGGUGGUCGAGGCUGGGGCAGGAAGCCAGGGUUGGGGUCCUCUCUCUAGCUGUGUGCAAACCCCAGAAGGGGGCCCAUCAGGGGGCUGAGGACCGGCUCGCGGCGCUGGCCCGGUCCCCUUCCUGCUCCACACUCCUUUCGUGGUUCUCAUGUCGGUCAGACAGUGCGAAUGCUCAGGCUGUCCCUCAGAUCUGCUGAACCACCGAGUUCAGUGUUCACGAUAUUCUGGCGUGCGGUCAGGAUGGAAAGGAACCGGUUUCCAGGAUGGAGUUGUCAGUUGGUCGCUGAAAGCCCCCUGUGAUGGGGCUUCCCCAGCUGCAGCUCCAGCCCGCCCCUGCCCCGGGCACUAGUCCCAUCUCCCAGCUCAACCCCGUUUCUUAACAGGCAUUUCCUGAAUACCUACUAUGUGCCGAGCAAGGUCCCGCCUCCAUCCAUCGAGAUGUAGUUCUGUAGGGCGGGCUGUCACCCAAGCAGACCCAGCUCACAAUGGUGAUAGGCGUGAAUUCAGAACCAUAGGAUCCUCGGAAAGAUCAGAAUAGGGUGGGGCUUCUCGAAGGAAGUAGAGUGGAGGUUCGCUGGCCAAACACUGGACCAUGAGGGGAUGGGAAGGAAGAGUGUUCUGGGCAGAGGGAACAGCAUGAGUGGACAGGAGAGACCAGGCACAUUCCGGGAAUAGAGAGCUGCCAGCGUGGCUGGAAUCCAGCAAUUGGAGGGGUGCAGAGGGACCCCGGAUGAGGCUGGAGGGCGGGCAUGGCCAGCCCGGGGAACACGGGCUGCACUUCCCCACCUCGUAGACUUGGCGUAUUUCUUUCUCUUCCCUCUGCUGGAGAUGCCUUUCUCUCUUGUUCCGUUGUUUCAGCCCCAAGCGCUAAUCCCUCCAGAUCCGUCUCACUUUCCUGGGGAAAGCCCUCAGGGGCAGGGACUGUGGCUUGACUUGGCUUGGAGCCAGGGUCAGAAGUGUAGCAGGGGAUGGGGCCCGGCUGCCCCCUUGGAGGGGGAGGGACUCCUGCCUUGCUUGCCCCUUGUGCUGGCCGUCCUCCAGGGUUGCAGUGGGGAGGGACGGCCCCAGCUCCGGGCCUCCCCAGCUUCUGACACUGGGAGGAGUCUGGGGAACCUGCAAGGAGCCCCUCGCACCCCUCCUGAGGUGGAAUUGGCUUUUGGGCCCUCAGCUGACUCGGGCAUCGAGAUCCUCUGGGGGUGGGGAGGUAGGCCACCAUCCUGGUUUGGGGAGGACCCAGGGCCAGGGCUGGAGUCUACACUCCCUUCUCUCCCUUCCCCUCCCCAAAGUACCCAAAGUAUCCCCCUCCCAAAGCCCCUCAUCUCCCUAAACCCCGUGUCCGAUUAAUCGCAUUGCCUUUGAGACUUCAAUUGGGUCCCCAGCAGAGUCUGAAUCUCGUCGUGUCACGUGCUCUCUGGUGACCUAGGGCAGCUGGGCGGGCCUCAGCUGCCUCCUCUGCAGAACGGGGCUGAUGACCGUGGCCACGCCAAGAGUCCCGCCAGGCGUCCCGGGCACCACACACACAUCCGCACGCCGUGUGCUCGCGGCACCAGUGAGGCAGGCACUGUGGGUAAUGAGUACAGAGCGGUCACACAUUUAGUAAGUGAUGAAGGCGGGACUCAUCCACUCUAGACCCCCGGUCUGCCGCCCAGCAGUUCUGCUCAGGGCGUCAGGGAGUGGUCUGGGUCCCCAGUGGGGGCAGGAAGGUGGGACUGCUGUCCUAGCCUCUGGGGGGGCAGGAGGUGGUAUUCAGGCCCGCCCUGGCCCUGUUGGCCCGUGUGGUGGCCACGCCUGAUGCUGUUCCUCAGUCGCUUGGCCCACGGAUGUGUCUGCUGUCCCUCUGGGCACGUCCGGGCCGCAGGUGCUGAGCUCUGUGCCCGCCUCUGCCUUCCUCAGGCUCAGCGCUGGCGCAGCGAGAACUUCGAGAGGCCCGUGGACCUGGAGGGCUCUGGGGAUGACGACUCCUUCCCCGAUGACGAGCUGGACGACCUCUACUCGGGGUCCGGCUCGGGCUACUUCGAGCAGGAGUCGGGCAUUGAGACGGCCAUGCGGUUCAGCCCAGAUGUGGCCACGGCAGUGUCCACCACACCCGCGGUGCCACCUACCAUGGACAUCCAGCCCGUGGGCACCCCGUUUGAAGAGCUCCCCUCCGAGCACCCCACCCCAGAGCCAGCCACCAGCCCCCCAGUGGUGACAGAGGUCCCGGAAGAGCCCAGCCAGAGAGCCACCACCGUCUCCAUGCCCACGGCUACCACUGCUGCCACGACCGCGGGGGCCCUGACCGUGGCCACGGUGCCCGCCACGGUGGCCACCGCCGCCCCCAGCAUCCCCGCGGCACCCCCUUCCACGGCCAUCACCUCUGUCAUAAGGACCACCGGUGCACAGAGGCUUCUGCCUCUUCCGCUGACCACGGCGGCCACGGCCCGGGCCACCACCCCAGCGGCGCCCUCGCCUCCCACCACGGUGGCCGUCUUGGACACAGAGGCCCCGACACCCAGGUUGGUCAGCACAGCUACCUCCAGGCCAAGGGCCCUUCCCAGGCCAGCUACCACCCAGGAGCCUGACAGCCCUGAGAAGAGCACCCUGCCCCUGGGGACCACGGCCCCUGGACCCACGGAAGUGGCUCAGACCCCAACUCCGGAGUCCGUCCUGACCACGAUCCGGGAUGAGCCAGAGGUGCCCGUGAGCGGGGGGCCCAGCGGGGACUUUGAGCUGCCAGAGGAAGAGACCACGCAGCCAGACACAGCCAAUGAGGUGGUGGCUGUGGGCGGGGCUGCAGCCGAGCCGUCACCUCCACCUGGGACGCUGCCCAAGGGUGCUGGCCCAGGCCCCAGCCUCCUGGACAAUGCCAUCGACCCAGGCAGCUCAGCUGCUCAGCUGCCUCAGAAGAGCAUCCUAGAGCGGAAGGAGGUGCUCGUAGCUGUGAUUGUAGGCGGGGUGGUGGGCGCCCUGUUCGCGGCCUUCCUGGUCACGCUGCUCAUCUACCGCAUGAAGAAGAAGGAUGAGGGCAGCUACACACUGGAGGAGCCCAAGCAGGCCAGCGUCACGUACCAGAAGCCUGACAAGCAGGAGGAAUUCUACGCCUAGCGGAGCCUAGUGGAGCCACAGUGCCUCCCGUAGCCUCAGCGUCACCCCUCCGCCUAGCCCCCGGCCCGGCCCCACCAGCCCUGGCCUGGGACUGGGCCUGGGAGGGAGUCUGGCCCCGGUUCAUCUCUGCCCGCCCUCCCAGGGUCUGCCCAGACAGCCAGCCUCACGAAGAUCUUACCUGAGGGACAGGGGGCACUGCCAUCUGCCCUAGACUGUGCCCUUACCAGCUCAUCUCUUGUCCCCCCCGCCCUCCCCACAAUCAGCCUGGGGCUUCAGGACCUCGUGUCGGCCGGACAGGAGGAAGGAAGCUCCAGAUUGGCUGGGAGAAGAAAGGGUGGGGCUUGAGAUGGGCUCCAGGCCCCAACCUGGCCCCCCCACCAGGGCCAGCUGAAGUCUCGUUUCGGAGGCGGAGAGGCACGCAGGCUGGUUUCCAGGACGAGCGUUUGGCCAGCUCAGCCCUCGACAUCAUCGAGACACUGUGGCCUCUCACUACCGUCCCCGGGGCCCCUCUCUGCCCGGGAGAGACGGUACCUCUCGUCACCAGCCUGUUUUGCCCUGGCCUCUCUGGGGCGGUAGGGCCAUUCUCCCCUGGCCCCUGCCCAGUGCCCACCUACCACAGGCCUCACCUCAUCCCAGCGUGCCCCUAAGGAAUCGACUUGCUAAGAGUGCUCUGGCAGCCACUGGUGAGGAGGGGCUGGGCUGCCUGGGCCUCCCUCCCUCUUGCAGGCGGACUCUGCACAGACACCAUCUCCCACACGGUCACGCAUGACAUCACACACGAAGGCGACGACGCGCAACGACAAAACCUUUCGAGGUCCCGCUCACCCAGCCGGGGCAGACCUGUCACAGACACACAUGCUUCCAAAGAUGCUUAUUCUCGCGUGUUUCUCACCCCGCGGCCCCCCCCGCCCCCCAAUGCUCACAACAAUGCAAGGCACUAGUCGUCGUCCCCUGAUGGUGGUGACAGUGUGGCCUGCCCCUUCCUCUGUCCCCCUCCCCCCAUGCACACUGUGGCACCAGGCAGGCUGUCCCCAGCUCCCGGGCUCACCGGAGAGGGUGGAGUCAGGCUGGAACAGUCAGCCCAUAUUGGGUCCCCAGAGUUGCCCUGCCACACUCAGUCCCUCACCACGACGCCAGCACCAACCACGCGGCCGCCGACCCCAGCAUGUCAGAUACGAUCCCAUGUGGAGGUACAGUCUCCCCCCUGCACAGCCCCGCGCUUGUGCUGCAGGGGAACCGGCGGGCCUUGCUUGCCUCUCCUGAAAUAAAGUGGGGGGGGAUGCUGCCACAACCCCCCCCCCAGGGCAUUGCACAUCGGUGGGGCCUGCUCCCCUCCCCUCCCCUCUGUAGCUCGCCGAGGGGUGAGUUCGGGGCCAGUCCCCCGCUAGCUAGGAGCCUUGCUGAGGAAGGCAGGCUGGUUCCUGGAAAUGUGGAGGGGGUUUGGGUCACCCAGGACCACAAGGCCUGGCCGGGGAGGGGUGUGCGGCCUGGCUCCCGGUCUCCCUGUACCCUCUCCUGCUCUGAGCUAGGGGCUGACUCUGCCUCCCAGGACACAAGUCUCCAAAGUGCCUGCGAGGGUGGGCCCUGUCGCCUGGGCCUCCUGCACCCUCCCCGCGGCCUCACCAGGCCCACCUCGGUCCCGCCCUGGGGCCCUCCCCGUGGACACCUGCCCGCUCGCUGGCCAGACAAGCUGAUGGUUCUUGAAGCAGCCCAGCCAGACACACUGCCCCAGGCCGGGAGCUGAGAGCAGGUGGGGCUGGGGGGGGGGGGGGGGCGUGUCCCAGGCCCCGGCCCACCUCCCCCUUCUGUGUUACCCUUGCGAGGGGGCCGCUUCUGUAGAUAUUUUAAAUGUGGGGUCACAAAUCUCCUUGGGGGAGGAGGGUGUGCUUGGUGGGGGCUCCUGAGGACACAGGAUGUGGUCUGAGUUGGGGUUGGCUGGUGCUCACCCCCCCCACAACCUUCAGCCCAGAUUAAAGUCAGGAACCCAGCUUUUAUUUUUGUUCCCUUUUCUAGACUCCCUGGCAGCAGAUUUCUGCAGGGUGAAGGGGGUGGGGGGUGCCCGAGGCAUUGAGAGCAAGGGUCCAGGGAACUCCCACACCCUGUCUUUUCCACCAUCCUGCUUCUGGGCUGGGGCUUUGUCUUUCGGACUCAGUGUCCCCCCGGGCAGGGCCUGGAGGCCUGUGAGGAGCCCAGCCGGUCCCAAACUUUGCGAUGGGCAGGAGUGAGGGGAGGCACCCUGGGCCCAUGAUUUGUUGAAGGUGAGGCGACCUGGCCUCAGUCAUCCCUGGAGUGUGGAAGGGCGAGGGGAGGAGGGACUGAUGUCCCAGCAGCUCCCUGGUGGGCUGCUGUGGGGGGCCAGCAGCUCUGGUGACAAGGCCUGGGCAGGCCAAGGCUGAGAAGCCAGGGAGCAUGGAGGAGAGGGGACGUGAGCCCAGGGAUGGUGGGCCUGGGGUAGGAGACCCCUGCAUGGGCCACAUGUAGCCCAUGGUGGGGCGGGGCCUGGCAAGGACGGAGGAGCUGGGCUUGGUCUGGCUGGAGUGGGCUUGGAGUGGCCCCCCCGCAGGGGUCCAGUCUGGUCCCAGCAGGCCUGACUCCCCACGUAGGGCUGGCUUCUAACUUGGGACUUGGGGCUUUGCCUCCUGGCACACGGGCCUCUUCUCUCUGUCCUUAGCGUUUGAGAGAAGGGCCCAAGGGCCUCGUUCAUGGAGCCCUGGACCUGAGCCCAAGGCCCAGGCUUUAUCCUCGUGGAACAACACAGUCUGACUGGCCCAAGUUCAUUCCGGCCAGCCCGGCUGGGGCAGGGCAGUCCAGGAGAGAGGUCGGUUAAAAGGAUGAGCUGGGGCUCCUCGGUGCAAUGUGGGUGCGGGGCUCUCACUCUGCCUGGGCACGAGGUGUGAUGCAAGCAGGGCCUGGGCAGAUGGGUCCCCAGACACACCAGUGUGCUUAGGGAGGGUGUCCUGCAAGGCCCUGGCAUUUCCUAGAAGCCGGGCAGAUUCCAAAGGGGAGGGGGCUUGUGUGGCGGGAGAACCUCCCUGGGGCCUCAGCUGCCAGGGAGGGUGGCUGGGGCCUCAGGAGGUGGGGUUCGGGCCCUCGAUCCAGCUGUGACUUUUAGAACCCAGGUUCUGUCUCCCUAAGGGGCCACAGGGGCGUACCUCUCCUGAAAGGUGCGUCCCCUUCAGCCCUGGAGGGGGCUGGGUGGCAACCAGGGCUGGGUGAGGCAGGUCUGCGGUCCGUGGCUUGGGGUGCUCAGGCCAGAUCCCCGCCGGGGCUGGCAAAGCCAUCUGUCCAGGCCUCCAGGCUGGGGCCCCGGGCACAGGAAGCAAACCUAUCUUGGCCUCUCUGGUGGGGCGGGAGUGGCCACCACCUCCUGGGCUCUCCCGGAUUUCUCCUGACAGCCACCACCCUGGACUUGCUUCCUCAGGCCUCCUGCCUGUAAAUAGAAGCCCACGAACUGUACAGAUUUACGGAGAUGCCAAGACUGGGUCCUGGAGUUGCCAUCUAAGGGCUGAUGGGUCCAGCAUCCCCCCCCCCCCCGGUGCCCACCCGGCAGCUUAGUGCACAGCGUGGCAAAUACUUGUAAAUACUUUUCGUAGGCAGUGUGGCUCCAGAGAGCCCCCUGAAGACAGUGUCCCUCCCGUGCGUCCUUUCUCCUGUACAGAACCCUUCUCGUACCCGGCCUGGGGUGGGUGGGAGUUUGUCCUUCCCUCCCCCAAGCCUUCCCUGCCCUUUCUCUCCCCCCCCCACCCCCAUAACCUGUUUAUUAACCAUACCUGUCCUGAGUUCACGGCCAAAUCUCUAAAUAAGGAAAAGCGGAGGGAAAAGACUGGAAAAAGAGACCCAGGUGCCUGCCCCCCCCCCCCCCCC